CGCUCAGCAGCGACCCGGAAGUGGGAGCCGCGGCGGCGGCAGCAGCAGGAGAAGGAGCAGCAGAAGGGCGACUGGAGGAUGCAAAAAGAUCUCAGCCCUGUGCUCUGCUGACUGCAAGGAAGACAUAGCUGAAGGCCCCUUUGCUGUCAUGGUGAGCGAGAGGCGGAACGGCAGCCUGCUGGUGCACCUGGGACCCACGCUGCAGGCCUACCCGGAGGAGCUGCUGCGGCAGCGGCGAGGCCGCGAUGGCCGCUCCGAGUACCUGAUCCGGUGGAGCGUAGUCAGCUCGGAGGAGAGCGUGGCCAGCGGUGGCGGCCCCGGCGCAGAAAGCAAGCCGGAGAACAUCCUAAUGUGGAUGUCGGCAGAAGAGGUCUGCGCCAGCUGCCCGGUGCUGCUGGGCCAGAGGAAGCUGGGCGGGCGGUGGGUGAAAGAGGAGACGGCGCCCAGCCCGUUCCCGGCCGACAUCCCGCUGGACGAAGCGUCGCUGCUGGAGAUGAAGGCUGACGUCGGGAGCCUGGUGCAGCGAGCUGCCCGGCAGAUGGCCGGGACCGGGGCUCCCGAGUCCUCCGUCCUCAACACCAUCCACGUGCUGAGCGCGUACGCCAGCAUUGGCUCGCUGACGGGCGCCUUCAAGGAGACGGGAGCCCUCGACCUGCUGAUGAAGAUGCUGUGCCACAAGGAGAAGCAAAUCCGCCGCAGCGCCGGCAAGAUGCUGAGGGCGCUGGCUUCGCACGACGCAGGGAGCCGGGCCUACGUCCUGCUGUCCCUGAGCCAGCAGGAUGGCAUCGAGCAGCACAUGGACUUUGACAGCCGCUACACCUUGCUGGAGCUGUUUGCUGAGACGAUGUCCUCUGAAGAGUACUGCAUGUCCUUUGAAGGGAUUCACCUUCCCCAGAUCCCUGGGAAGCUGCUGUUCGCCCUGGUGAAGCGCUACCUGCGUGUGGCCUCUCUUGAGGACGAGCUCAGCGGCGGUGUGGAGCAGGGAGGGGAGGCGCAGGACCGUGCCGUGCCCGGCUCGCUGGGCGGGGAGAGGAGCCGCGUGAAGCAGGAGUUUGAGUUCAGCAUGGCCAUGGCAGGCCUCAUCUCAGAGCUGGUGCACGUGAUGGGCUGGGAGCACAGGCACAAGCCGGAGCCGCCGUCCCCGCGGGGGACGCAGCCUCGUGCCGCCCGCUCCAUCUUCCAGCCCAAGGCCCCGGCCUGCCCUGCUGCUCAGGCAAGCCCUGCUCCCCGACCAAAAGAGCCCAGCGCCUUCAAAACGCGCUCAGCCUUCCCAAGCCGUAGCAGCUACGUGGAGUACGUGCAGGCGAACCUGGUGCGUGGCAUGCGGGUGCGUAUGCUGGAGGACUGUGGUGAAGUGAGAGCCGGGGACGAAGGCGAGUUUUGCCAGAGCACUGACGGCACGCACGCGGUGCAGGUUUUAUGGCAGUCAACAGGUCGGACCUACUGGGUGCGUUGGCACGUGUUGGAGAUUAUUGGCUUUGGAGAUCAGCGGGAAGAGCCUGCUGGUCAGGAAAAAGUAUAUAGUCUGAUAGAGGGCUUUAACCUAGACGCAGUUGCGCAGCCGCUCUUCUGCAAGCCUUUUGGGGGGCUCUACACCCUGCCUUACCUCGGGGAGCAGCCAAGCGACGCCACGGAGACCCUGAGCCGAGCCGAGUGGUGGGAGCUGCUCUUCUUCGUGAGGAGCCUGGGAGCGCAGGAGCAGGACGAGAUCACCCGCCUGGUGCAGCAGGAGCAGGCAGAGCAGCUGUCGGAGCUGGAUGAAGAAGGCCUGAUCCAGCUGUCGGCGUCUGCGGAGCUGGCCCAGAAAGUGCUGCGGGCGUUGGAGAAGCGGUGCCAGGGCAGCGCUCUGAGCGACCUCCGCGGCUCCCGCGUCUAUGCCAAGUACUUCCUCGGCAAGGGGGCUGAGCAGGGCGGCAGGGGGAGCGCCGUGGCGUCCUCGGGGGGCGCCAGCCCCGAAGCCGCGGUGGCCGAGGUGGCAGAAGAAGACCUCCCUGCGGCAGCGCUGCCGCCUGGAGCCCCCGCCACAGUGGAGAAGUCGGAUCGCCAGCUGUUCAGCGAGCUGCUGCAGAGGGAAGGGCUGCGUUUCCCAGAGGUGACGGAGGAGCAGAGCAAACUGUUGGGCAGCUGCAAGGGGGCUGGCAAGAGGGGCUUGCUGGCGAGGAUCGCGGCCGUGGUGGAUGCGAUGCAGAGGAGCGGCUCCGAGGCGGGUCUGCGCCUGGCCGGGCUCCAGCACAUCCUGGAGAUGCUGGAGGAGGAGGCUGGGCUUGAGCGGCAAGUUGGCAAAGCCCAGGGCGGGCUGGGGACCAGGGAGAAGGUGGUGAAGAUGGCGGUGGAGUUGCUGAGCAGCGAGGUGGCGGAGAAGGCGCUGGUGGCGCUGGCGCUGCGGCUGCUUGCCGCGCUCAUGCUCAAGUUCGAGUGGCGCGUGCCGUUCGCCGCGGAGGGGGGCGUGCGGGCCGUGCUGGCCCGCAUGCGGCAGCACGCGGCCUCCGCCGUGGUGCAGCAGGCCGGCCUGGCGGCGCUGAAGGUGCUGGUGGGCGCCAGGAGCGGCGAGCCGGGUGGUGCCACUGGGCAGCCGUCGCCGCUGAGCCAGGCCGACGCGCAGAUGAUGCGGGAGAUCUUUGCCAGCAUCGGCUCCGCCUCUGGCGAGGGCUCGGCGAGCCUGCUGAGCGCCAUCCCCGCGGCCACAAGCACCAUGCAGAGGGUCGCAGGGGGCUCCUCGGGCGUGCGGAACGGCUUGCUGGUGGUGAACAUGCUGCUCGAGGGCCACCGGGGCCUGGCGGAGCAGCUGGUGAGCUGCGAGCUGCCCGCGGUGCUGCGGAGCUGCUGGCGGGACGGGCAGGGCGCGGGCUGCCCCGGCAGGAGCCUGGCGCUGAGCGCCAUCAACCGCCUGGCGGAGCAUGAGGCACCGCGGAGCCUGGAGGCGGCAGGUGCCGAGGCCCCGCCGGAGCCGGGGGACGUGGACGUGCGGAUGCUGGUGGGCGGCGCACGGGAAGGCGGCCUCUCGGCGGAGGCGGUGGUGGCCCUGGAGCGGCACCUCUGUGGCGAGGGCGCCAUGCGCUCCGGCGAGGCGGCCCGGCUGCUGCGGGACCGCGAGUGCUUCGCGCUGCUGCUGCGCAGCUUCAAGCUGCUGGGCACGGAGAAGGCUGCGAGCCUGAGCAUCCUCAGGAUCCUGAACGAGUUCCUGGACGGCGGCCAGGAGGAGCUGCUGCCCUGGCACGAGUGCGUGGAGCCCUGCCUGUCCUCCAUGGGCGCCCACAGCAGCGACCAGGAGGUGGUCCGGGAGGUCGUGCGCUUCCUGCACCGCCUGGGCAGCACCAGCAAGGACUGCGUGGUGGUGAUGUGCCGCGCGGGUGCCCACGAGGCUCUGGGCAGAGCUCUGGAGAGGCACAGGGCGGCGCUGCCGCUGGCGCCGGCCCUGUGCGACCUGCUGAGCGGCUGCGAGAAGCACGCCAGCCUCUACGGGAAGCUGACGGGCAGCAUCUUGGCGGGCUGCAUCCAGCUGGUGCUGGGGCAGAUCGAGGAGCACCGCCGGAGCCAGCAGCCCAUCAGCAUCCCCUUCUUCGACGUCUUUCUGCGCAACCUGUGCCGAGGCUCCAGUGUGGAGGUGAAGGAGGACAAGUGCUGGGAGAAGAUUCAGGUCUCCUCCAACCCCCACCGCGCCGGCAAGCUCACGGACGGGAACCCCAAGACCUACUGGGAGUCGAACGGCAGCACCGGCUCCCACUCCAUCACCGUGCACAUGCAGCGUGGCGUGGUGAUCAGGGAGCUGAGCAUGCUGGUGGCCGGCGAGGACUCCAGCUACAUGCCGGCCCGCGUCGUGGUGCUGGGGGGAGACGGCCCCAUGGCCGCCAACGCCGUGCUCAACGCGGUGACCGUCCUGCCCUCCGACAGCAGAGUGGUCCUGCUGGAGAACGUGCCCCGCUUCUGGCCCGUCGUGCAGAUCCGCGUGAAGCGGUGCCAGCAGGGCGGCAUCGACACACGCGUGCGUGGCAUCGAGGUGCUGGGCCCCAAGCCCACCUUCUGGCCGGUCUUCAGGGAGCAGCUCUGCCGGCGGACGGCCCUCUUCUGCGCCGCCCGGGCUCACGCGUGGUGCCGGGAGAUCGGCCGGGACCGGGGGCGCCUGCUGCAGCUCUUCGGCAGGCUGAACCGGGCGCUGCGGCACGAGCAGGCCUUUGCCGACCGCUUCCUUCCCGACGCCGAGGCGGCCCAGGCGCUGGGCAGGACGUACUGGGAGGCCUUGGUGACCCCUCUGGUGCAGAGCAUCACCAGCCCAGACCCCAGCGGCGUCAGCCCCCUGGCCUGGCUGCUCAGCGAGUACCUGGAGCGCGCGGAGCUGCCGCGCCGUGCCGCCGCCUUCGGCUCCCGCGUGCGGCGCCUCACCCGGCUCCUGGUGCACGUGGAGCCCAGCGGCGCGGAGCUGGAGGAGGCGAGAGCCCCCGGCAGAGCCGGGGGGAAGGACGGGAAGAGCAAGGAGGUGCCAGCCAGGGCCAUCAAGGCGGUGGUGACGGCAGAGCGGAGCAGCCUGUGGGGCAUCUCGCGGUGCUGGCGUGGGUUGGUGCAGCAGCAGGUGUGGCGGUUCCUUGAGGCAGCGUGGCAGGCGCCGGACGUCGUGGAGCGGUUCUGCAGGCUGUACCGGCGGCUGCGCGGUGCCACGGCCGAGCUCUUUGGGCAGCAGGCCGCCUUCAUGCUGGCCCUGGUGCAGGGCUUUGCGGGGGCCCUGCUGCAGCUUUCCUUCCCGACUGCCCUGCACGUGAGCGAGCAGUUUGCCCGCUACCUCGACCAGCGGCUGCGGGAGCUGCGCGGGGUCGGGGGCGGCGCGGGGCCGUUGCAGCAGGCCCUGGAGCCCUUCGCCGUCUUGUGCGGCCUGGAGCUCGCCCACACCUUCGAGCACUUCUACCGGUACUACCUGGGGGACCGGUUGCUGGCGCAGGGGCCCUCGUGGCUGGAAGGGGCCGUCGUGGAGCAGCUCGGGCCGUGCUUCCCCAGUCGCUUCCCGCAGCAGAUGCUGAGCGACCUGGCCGAGUCGGAGGAGCUCCAGCAGCAGUUUUACCUCUUCCGGCUGCAGGAGCAGGACAAGCAGCUGCUGGAGCUGGACGCGGGCCUGGAGAGCCCCGAGGAAGAGGUGCUGGGGGAGGCGCCCCUGGCAGAGGCGCCGGAGGUGAAGGUGCUGCUCCUGUCGCCGCGCUGCUGGCCCGUUUCCCCCUUGUGCUAUGUGGACGAGCCCGGGAGGUUUUUCCCCACGGCCCUCAGCUCCCCGCUCGCCGAGUUCGCCGACUUCUGGCGGCAGAGCCAGAGCCAGCUGGGCCGGGAGUGCACGAAGCCGCGGCGGCUGCAGUGGACGUGGCUGGGCCACGCCGAGCUGCAGUUUGGGGACUGUGUCCUGCAUGUGUCCACGCUGCAGAUGUACGUGCUGCUGCACUUCAACGGUGCGGAGGAGGUGGCCGUGGACGCCUUGCUGCAGGCCACAGGGCUCCCCGCGGACCUGGUGCGCCACGCGCUGACGCCGCUGACCCAAGGCGAGGGCGUCCUGGUGCAGAGCUGCCCGCAGGGCGGCACUCUGCGGCUGAACCGGACGGCCCUGGCUCGGGCCUCGGGCCGGCGCCUGAGGCUGCUGCCCCAGCAGACGUACCUGCGGGCAGAGCUGGCUGACAGCAGCGCCCUGGAGAGGAAGAGGAACGUGCUCUGCUGCCUCGUCACCCGCAUCCUCAAGGUGGAGAAGCAGCUGCACAUCGACAACUUGGUGUUCAGGGUGAUCGACGCCUGCCGGAAGGGCGAGUUUGGACCGGGGUUGCAGUUCCUGAGCUUCUGCUGCCAUAGCGUGGACGUGCUGUCCUGCGUCCUGCACCUGCUGAACCAGGGCUACCUCCGGCGCCAGGAGGAGAGGCCCCAGGUCCUGGAAUAUGUCUUGGCUGAACCAACAACGCCUCUUGGGGGCCAAGCGCAGGUGGUUUUCCAGCGCGUGGCAUCAGAGGCACCUCUGGAUGAGGACAGCGUAGGCUCCCUAUGUCGGUUGGAUCCUGGUGUAGACAGCUCGGCGGAGUUUCUCAUGGCAACACUGCGUAUGCCGAUGGGGCACACUCUUAGUCCAGAGGAGGCGAAGCUGCUCAUGAACCAGACAGUACAGCAAGUCCAGGAUACCCUGAGCAUCUCGAGUGAUACUGCUCAGCAUCUCCUCAUGCACUGCAGGUGGAAUGUGGAUUUCCUGAUCCAGUGCUACAUGGAGGACUGUGAGACAUUGCUCAUUUCCUCAGGGCUGCAAGUGCAGGAUGCUCAGCACCCUCCAAGCCCAGGAACGCACUGCCCAGUGUGUAUGAACCAGCUGUGUCCUGCUGAGAGCCCACCAACCCUCUGCUGCAUGCACUACUGCUGCAAGCCCUGUUGGAGUGAGUAUCUCACAACUCGUAUUGAGCAGAACAUGGUCCUCAAAUGCACCUGUCCCAUUUCUGAUUGCUGUGCACAGCCAACUGCAGCCUUCAUCCGUUCCAUCAUUUCUUCUGAAGAGGUCAUAGCCAAGUAUGAAAAAGCCCUUCUCAGAGGCUAUGUCGAGUGCUGCUCCAACCUGACGUGGUGCACCAACCCGCAGGGCUGUGAUCAGAUCCUUUGUAAGGAUGGACUUGGCUAUGGGGAAGCCUGUUCCAAAUGCUCCUGGAUAUCCUGUUUCAACUGUAGCUUCCCAGAGGCUCAUUACCCUGCUAGCUGCAACCACAUGUCUCAGUGGGUGGAUGAUGAUGGGUACUAUGAGGGAAUGACAAGUGAAGCCCAAAGCAAACAUUUGGCUAAGCUGAUUUCCAAGCACUGCCCAAGCUGCCACGCUCAGAUAGAGAAAAAUGAGGGCUGUCUGCAUAUGACGUGUGCCAAGUGCAAUCAUGGCUUCUGCUGGCAUUGCCUCAAGCCCUGGAGGCCGACACAUAAGGAUUAUUACAACUGCUCUGCUAUGGUGAGCAAAGCAGCUCGGCAGGAGAAGCGUUUCCAAGAUUACAAUGAGAGAUGCACCUUUCAUCAUCAGGCAAGGGAAUUUGCCAUGAGUCUGAGGAACAGGGUUUCUUCCAUCAGCGAGAUGCCAGAAAUUAGAACUUUGACCUUUGUUCUUAAUGCCUGCAAAGUGCUGGAACAGGCACGGAAGGUGUUGGCCUACUCCUGCGUGUACAGCUACUAUAGCCAGGACACUGAGAGGAUGGACAUCAUAGAACAGCAGACGGAGAGCUUAGAGCUGCACACCAACACUCUGCAGAUCUUACUGGAGGAAACCCUGCUGCAGUGUCAGGAUCUGGCCUCCUCUCUCCAGCUCCUGAAAGCCAAGCAUUUCCGCACUGGUUUGGAUUUGGCGCACCGGAUCCAAGAGCGUCUCUUUGCAAUUCUCUGGCACUCUACACAGGAUUUCCGUGUUGGGCUCCAGACUUUGGCAGAUCCUGGUCAGAGUAGGGUGAAAAUCUCAAAUGUACCUGCUGAGGCCCCUGCUUGUCUAGGGCCAAAACAUGCCAUCUUACCUGACUCCCCUGACACAGAUGAAGAGGAAGAUGAAGAUGAGGAAUGUGAACCACAGUGGCAGGAAGACUAUGAUGAUGAUGACCUUGAUGAGGACAAUUUUCUGUAUGACGAUGAGUCAGAUAACCUUGAUCAUGACUCCUACUUUGAUGAUGAUGAUGAUGCCUAUGACUAGAGGUGGGCUGUCACCUGGCAUGCCAGCCCAGACCCUUGACUCCAGGUUGUCUCACCCUGCUUGUCUCUGUAUCUUUUCUCAAAGACUAGAGGGAGGUCUCAGACUGAAUGAAGAAACAUUUCCUUUGGGGACUGCUUGCUCGCUGACUCUGAUUUAACACGCAGAGCCAUUGCUCUGGACACAUGGACUGUGUUACUGUGGUCACCUCUCUCAAAAAGGCAUCUCCCCUUUCUCCCUUGUGUCCAAAGGGCCAUUCUAUCCCUAGAUCUAACUAUCUUAUUGAACUAGAAAAUUGCAGCCCAGGUCUGAAGUGAAGACUGCUUGCCACCUGUUAAAAGUUUGUUUAGCAUCCUCUGGGGUACUGUCCACAAGGACUGGGCACGGGGACCAUGCAGUGGCAUGAGUCCGGUCAGGGUACUGUCUAAUUCAGCCAGUGGUGAGAAACAUUGUAAAGCAAUGUGUUUACACUCAAGUGAAAUCCUUUCCCCUGGAGCUGGUGGGGUCUCCUCUGGAGUAACACAUAUCUCUCGGAUGGACACGGCUCAGUGCGUACGUCUAGCUGAGAGGACAGUUUUCUCCCCCAGCUUUUUUGCUGUUUUGUUGUUGUUUCUUUCUCUCCUGUGAAGCAAGAAGGGUCGCUGUGAGUGGCACAAGUUUGCAGGGGUAUUUUUCAGGGUAUAAAUACAUGAAACACAUGUGCAUAGAGCUGUUCAGAUUAUACUUUACCAAAAAAAAGGCCCUGAAGCAAUGAGGAUUGAAGAAAGUUGUGUUUAUAAAAUAAAUAUUUUUCUUCUA
This is a messenger RNA of Rhea pennata, 8455 nucleotides long. Its product is annotated as cullin-9-like. Lineage: Eukaryota; Metazoa; Chordata; Aves; Rheiformes; Rheidae. The transcript has 42 exons. Gene Ontology annotation, molecular function: ubiquitin protein ligase binding; zinc ion binding. Bases 149 to 7660 code for a protein of 2503 amino acids. Gene Ontology annotation, biological process: ubiquitin-dependent protein catabolic process. The record is from RefSeq and is a predicted model, not a curated record.